AGACAAAAACAGGAAGUAGAACAAAACAAGAGAGACAGAGAGACCUAAGAGGAGCUCGUGUAUGUUUUCUCCCUAUCUCUCUUACACACCUUAGUAUUAUCCGUCUCCCUCCCUCUCUGCUUCUUCUCUGUUUCAAAUCUACCAUUUCUUCUUCAUCUUCAUCUUAUAUACGUCAUCGUUUCUUCUGUUAAAUAAUUGUUAAAGAAGAAAACCCUGUUGUCGGUUUACGAAUCUAGGGUUUAUUAUUAUGUUCUGUAUCGAAGAUUGAGUCUUUGAUAUUAACACGUUUAGUUAGGGUUUUCAAAAUUAAAGCAAAAGAAUUGGGGGAGUUAUGUAUAGAGAUCGAGGAGGUGGGGCGAAAUCGGAGAUAGUAGGUGGAUCUUUGGAUCGAAAGCGUAUUAAUGAUGCGCUGGAUAAGCACCUAGAGAAGUCUUCCCCUUCUACUUCCAGGGCCUUGAGUUCUAAGGAUAAGGACAGAUUGUCCGUACCCUCUACUUCCACCGGUAAAUCGCAGCUCGAUCAUCGCGAUUCUCGCUCUGCUUCGAUUGCCAAGAACAAGUGCUCAGAUGAGGAAUCUGAAACAGACAGUGAAGAGUCAGAUGUUAGUGGUUCAGAUGGAGAUGACACAUCUUGGAUCACAUGGUUUUGUAAUUUGAGAGGAAAUGAAUUUUUCUGUGAAGUCGAUGAUGAAUACAUCCAAGAUGAUUUUAAUCUCUGUGGACUGAGCAGCCAAGUUCCAUACUAUGAUUAUGCUCUUGAUCUAAUAUUGGAUGUUGAAUCUUCUCAUGGUGAUAUGUUCACAGAAGAACAGAAUGAAUUGGUGGAAUCAGCUGCAGAGAUGCUGUAUGGUCUCAUUCAUGUCCGAUAUGUUCUGACCAGCAAGGGAAUGUCUGCAAUGUUAGAGAAGUACAAAAACUAUGAUUUUGGGAGAUGCCCUAGAGUUUACUGCUGUGGACAACCGUGCCUUCCUGUUGGUCAAUCAGACAUUCCUCGGUCCAGUACUGUUAAAAUAUACUGUCCAAAAUGUGAAGAUAUAUACUAUCCUCGAUCAAAGUACCAAGGCAAUAUUGAUGGUGCAUAUUUUGGAACUACGUUUCCUCACCUAUUUCUGAUGACAUAUGGACACUUAAAGCCACAAAAGGCAACGCAGAGUUAUGUCCCAAGAGUUUUUGGCUUCAAGCUCCACAAGCCCUGACACAGGAGUUGCUAGGUGCAAUUGCGUUGAGAUGUCCUCUUGUCCAUCUGUUGUGGUAUUCGCAGUGAUCACAUGCUUCUGUUGAAGUAUGAAAGGCCCUAUCAAGUGAGGUAAAGCAGGGUAGUUCCAAAAGUAGUACAAUUGAUUUGAAAGUGAAAAUGUUUAAAAUGCUAGAUGGCCCAUAAGUACAGUAAACCCAUCUUUAAAUUUUAUUCCUGAAUUUAACAGAGCGUUUGUAAGCUUAUUUCCUUUA
Molecule: messenger RNA, 1448 nt
Organism: Pistacia vera
Lineage: Eukaryota; Viridiplantae; Streptophyta; Magnoliopsida; Sapindales; Anacardiaceae
Product: putative casein kinase II subunit beta-4
Exons: 5
Coding region: 332-1195 (287 amino acids)
Cellular component (GO): cytoplasm; protein kinase CK2 complex
Molecular function (GO): protein kinase regulator activity
Source: RefSeq, a predicted model, not a curated record